AUGCUGCCGACACCUUAUAUAAAAUGCGACUAUGAUACUGUUUACGAACCGUCGGAAGAUAGCUUCCUACUGCUGGACACACUGGAAGAAGAACUGCCAUAUUUGGAGAGUAGAUUCAAGAACCGCUUAUCAGUUGUUUGUGAAUUGGGACCAGGCUCAGGCAUCGUAACUACUUUUCUGAUGCAGAACGGUAUCCCAUCGAAGAACCAAUCUAUAUACUUUGCUGCGGACAUAAGCCCAUGGGCUCUCGAUGCAACUUUAGAUGCAGCCAAAAGGAACAAAUGUGAAAAGAGUUAUCUGGAGCCUAUUCAGAGUGACUUGAACCGUUGUAUAAAAUCCAAGGAAGUGGACUUGUUGAUAUUCAACCCACCGUACGUACCUGCUGAGGAAGUUCCAGCUGUACCAACGACAAAAGAGGAGAGAGAUGAAUGGCUUGACUUAGCUCUACUGGGUGGUACCGAUGGGAUGGUUGUUACUAACAAGGUUCUCGACCAGUUGGAUAUAAUACUGUCACCUACUGGAGUUGCUUACAUAUUAUUUUGUGCGAGGAAUAAGCCGGAGCAAAUUGUUGAAAGAAUGAGUAGGGAUGGCUGGUCAAUGGAGUUAAUAAUGCACAGAAAAGCUGGAUGGGAAGUCUUAAGCGUUUACAGAUUCACUCGAUAG
This is a messenger RNA of Zygotorulaspora mrakii, 663 nucleotides long. It is a transcript of the gene MTQ2, whose product is annotated as S-adenosylmethionine-dependent methyltransferase. Gene Ontology annotation, molecular function: protein methyltransferase activity; S-adenosylmethionine-dependent methyltransferase activity; nucleic acid binding. Gene Ontology annotation, biological process: methylation. Gene Ontology annotation, cellular component: eRF1 methyltransferase complex. The coding region runs from base 1 to 663 and encodes 220 amino acids. The transcript has a single exon. The record is from RefSeq and is a predicted model, not a curated record. Lineage: Eukaryota; Fungi; Ascomycota; Saccharomycetes; Saccharomycetales; Saccharomycetaceae.